Penaeus monodon (black tiger shrimp) is the source of this 1424-nucleotide messenger RNA. Its product is annotated as pheromone-processing carboxypeptidase KEX1-like. The record is from RefSeq and is a predicted model, not a curated record. Lineage: Eukaryota; Metazoa; Arthropoda; Malacostraca; Decapoda; Penaeidae.
CUCUCUGCCACUGUUCCACGUCACUUUUACACAACAAUAACUGAAGCGCCACCGUGGUCUGUACAACGUGUAGCGCCUUUCUGGACAACGUGUACCGUCCUUCGGCUCUGAAGUGCAUGGCCUUUAUAUACACACACAAAUGCACGUAUAUAUAUAAAGGCUGAUAACCUGUGCUGGACCUUUGCUGCGUGUAUGGCCGUACUUAAACACCGGGUUCCUGAGUGCGAAGAGUGAAGACCUGAUAGCCUGUGAGCCAUGGCGAUGAGAUGGUUGUUGAUCGUUGUACUGGCAGUGUGGGUUGUUGUGGCUGACGAAGCACCCAGAGGAGAGGACCCGAUAGUCGACCCAAGCAGUCCUGAUUACGUCGACAGUGUAAAGCACUUCGCCCAGCAUUACGCUGAGGAUAUCGCCCACAAAUACACGCGAGAGUUCAACACUGUCGAGUACCCCGAAAUCCCGUCGAGAAAGUCAUCGACAUGUAUUUCUCAUGAAGGCAGGAGGUCAUCCCGUGGUUGGAAAGCUUCUCCCUUGUUCGAAGCCGAGAGAGCGUUCCGAAUCGCAGCUCGAGCUCAUUCCCGAUACCCUUAGGACACAAUUGUUUAUAUCUGUUGUUUUCUUUCAUGAGUGUGAUUCUGGGUGUGUUUUCCAUUGUUUUGUUUGGCCGACAUAUAUUUUCACUGUUAAGUUCACAUCUCAUCCAUGAGGUGAAUUUUCCUCAUUACAUAUUGUUGAUUUCUUUACUUGUUACAUUGUUCGUAAUUUCUAGUUCCGUCCAUUUAUAUUUUACUCUGAAUUUAAUAGUCGGUGGUCUGUAAAAACAAGGACUUUCAUGAGUCUUCCUGCGUAUCUAUACUUAAAGGAAGUUCUUCGCCUACUCCCUGUCUGACAAAAAGACACAGGAAGGUGGAGAGCGGACGAAGCAACUAUUGAUAAAAGAGGGGGAGGGAGAAAUGGUAAUCAGGGAAACGCAGGCCUGCACUGCAGUUCACACUUACCUCUCUCUCUUGUAUCGAUAGGCCAGCUUGUGUUUUGUGUUUGUUUGUCACUUAAGUCCUAUCAAAGAAGCCGGUUCUGGUUCCUACGGUAUAUGUUUAAGUGUGAAAGUGUUGUUAGUGGAAACCGAAACAAACAGGAAGUUUAGGAAUUACAUAUUUAACAGAUGGACACUUAUAAAACAACAUUUUCAUAUUACAGCCUUGAGCAGAUGUUUAUAUGUUAGACUGGAUGUGGAUUACUUGUGAGAAAUGAACGUGUUAGUAUGUGUAUAUGUAGAGAUGCAUAUUUCUUUGUAUUCAUAUGUAGAAUCUUAAAAAUAUAAUAAUGCAACACUGUUAUCCAGCACCUUUUAAAGCUUCCUGUUAACGUGAAAAAAGCCGCUUGCCAAACUGUACAUAAUCGCACAGAGUAAAGUGAUUUUUCUUGUG